Molecule: messenger RNA, 717 nt
Organism: Melampsora larici-populina 98AG31
Lineage: Eukaryota; Fungi; Basidiomycota; Pucciniomycetes; Pucciniales; Melampsoraceae
Exons: 3
Coding region: 12-482 (156 amino acids)
Source: RefSeq, a predicted model, not a curated record
CUAUAUACCUGAUGUCAGAUGAGGAGGAAAUUCAAAACACGAGAAGAACUCGGAUUCAUCUUUGGAAUCAUAAACUGAAGAAAAUGGGAGACUCACUAGGGUUUCUUGCAUACAAAAUCAGAAUCGACCCCGAAUUCGAAUCCCAAAUCGAAAUGCAAUGCGAGGUCGAAAUCUCUCUGAAAUUUAAUGCGAGGUCACAAUCCAGCACGAAAUCAAUUCAAGUAUUUGAACGCGACGUCAAAUUCAAAAUUGAACGCGAAUUUGAAUCCAUCGCAGUUUCUUUCGCGUCAAUUCGGAUCAUCCUCCGAUUUUCUUUUACCAACUUCUGUCAGCAACGCACCGGCAAAGAACUUUACUCAAGUAAUGUAGAAGACCAACAAGUCGCGGCGUUCUCGCAUGCGUGCUUAUCAUGUGAAGAUAGCCUGUUUAUGCCCCCCCAAAAUCGAAAUCGAAAUCGAAAUCGAAAUCGAAAUCAUCUUUGAAAUCAUCUUUGAAAUCAUCUUUGAAAUCAUCUUUGAAAUCAUCUUCGACUUCGAUCUCUCACCUUGUUAUCAAGAUCGAAAUUCGAAUUUGGCCAACAGCUACAUCACGCAGACGCGAUAGUGAGAAAAGUUGUGUGUUACAGCGUUUUGGCCUGCUGGCACUGCUCGUCUGGACAAAUCUUCGUAAAUCUACUCGUGAAGUCGAUGCACUGUUCGAUUGUCUGUAUCACAUCUU